AUGCUGCAAGUCGUUCGCGGCCCGCGCGGUCGCGGAUUGGCCGUGCGACGGGCCGUGCGAGAGGGCGAGGUGCUGCUGGACGAGGCGCCUCUGCUGCUAUACGUCGACGACGAUGUGUGCGACGACUACUGCUCGCACUGCCUGCGGUGCCUCCCCUCCGCUACCAGCCCCGCGGAUGCCGCCGCCCCGCCCUCCCCCCUCGCCUCCGCCACCCCCCUUCGCUGCCCCCACUGCCGCAUCUGUUCCUUCUGCUCCCCCGCUUGCCUCGACCAAUCACAAGCGGCCACGCACACCCCCUUCCUCUGCCGCGCGCUCUCCCGCCUCCCCCCUCGCUCCGCCACUUCAGCUUCCGCCGAUGGUGGGGCAUCCGUGCCACCGCCAAUCAACGAAGAGAGGCCAGAUGACACGUCAGCUGGGGGCGACGCGGACAGUGAAUCAGCCCUGCUGAACAGCGAGGACAGGACAGCUGUCCGUUUUCUAUUGGCUGCGUACGACCUGCUGGUGCAUCCCUGCGUGCUUCCCCCUUUGGCGGAGGCAGUAUGGGGGGAGGAAUUGGCGCAGAGAGCAGGCGGAAGGGGCAUUAAGGGGGAGGUUGGGAGGGGAGGGGAGGGGGCUGAGGGAGGGACAGGGGGAGCCAGCGGGAGGAGGACGUGGAACGAUUGCUUUGCGCUGCUGAUGGCGCUGGAUGGCGGGGACGAGGGGGAGGGCGGGAGAGGCGGGGAUGGGGAUGGAGAGAGAUGCAAGGAUGCAACCAAUGCAGCUCCUGCUGCUGGGGCUGAUGGCGCUAGUGCCGGCAGCAGCAGUGCAGAAGCGGUUGGGGCGGCAGGGGACGCGAGCAAGGAGGAGGAGAGGGCGCGGGCAAGGCGGGUGCACGAAGCAGUGCUGCGAGUGACACACGACUGGACCUGGCCUGCUGGGCCCACAGUGCUUGCCGCUGCAGGCUCUAGUGAAACCGCCACCCGGGAUGGCACAAGCGAGGGUGCGCAUGCGGGGUUCAGCACAAGCGCUCCUUCAUGGGAGGUGACGCGUGCGCUGCUGGCUCGAGACACACGCAACAGCUUUGGAGUGAUGGCGCCGUUCAGCCCGCGGGGUGAGAGGGCUGUGCGGGGGUAUGCCAUGUACGGCGCUGCUUCGCUGGCCAACCACUCGUGCUAUCCCAAUGCCUGCAGCCCCCUCUCCCUCUUUAGCCCCCUCUCCCUCUUUCGCCCCCUCUCCCUCUUUCGCCCCCUCUCCCUCUUUAGCCCCCUCUCCCUCUUUAGCCCCCUCUCCCUCUUUAGCCCCCUCUCCCUCUUUCGCCCCCUCUCCCUCUUUAGCCCCCUCUCCCUCUUUCGCCCCCUCUCCCUCUUUAGCCCCCACUCCCUCUUUCACCCCCUCUCCCUCUUUCCCCUCUCUCCCUUUUCCCCCCUCGCCCUCUUUCGCCCCCUCUCCCUCUUUCACCCACUCUCCCUCUUUUGCCCCUUCUCCCUCUUCCAUCCCUUCUCCCUCUUUCCCCUCCCCUCCCUCUUUCGCUCCCUCUCCCUCUUGCAUCCCCCAAUUAACCUCCCAGUGCGGGCGAUGCGGGACCUUGAGUGCGGCGAGGAGGUGGUGGUGUCGUACUUCCCCCUCGGCUGGCGCCUGGGGGAGCGCAGUGCGCGGGUGACAGAAGAGUACGGGUUUGAUUGUGGUUGUGAACGGUGCGAGCUGGAGAGACGGAUGGGUGGUGAUGAGAGUGAGGAGGAGGAAGGGGAGGAGGGGGGGGAGGAGGGGCAGGAGGGGUGUGAUGAAGGGGAGGAGGAUGUCGCAGGGAGCGAUGGAGAGGAAGAGGAAGAGGAAUCAGAUGAGGCAGAUGGGGGAGAAGAGGAAGGUGGGGGAGGGGAGAGAAGCAAGGGCAAGGAAAUAGCUGGGAGUGUGGCAGGGAAGGGAGUAGCGGACAGGAAAGGCAAAGGGAAAGCAGCAGAGGAGGAGCAUGCUGACGAGGCGGACGGUGAUGCUGACAAGGAUGACAGUGACGAGGACGGGGAUGGGCAGGCUGCUGACGUGUCAGAUGCUGAGCUGGCACAUGCGCUGUUCUUCAUGAAGCAUCUGUGUGCCGUGGAGGGGUGUGGCGGCACCAUGGCUGCCAAGCCAGGGCGGUGGAUGGGAGGAGGGGGAGGAGGGGGAGGGGGUGGUGAGGGUGCAGGGCAGUAUGAGGUGGCGGAUGACAUGGAGUGUAACAUGUGCGGUGCGUUACAGUCUCGACGUGAGCUGCUGAACGCUCUGUGCUCCUAG
Molecule: messenger RNA, 2247 nt
Organism: Closterium sp. NIES-65
Lineage: Eukaryota; Viridiplantae; Streptophyta; Zygnematophyceae; Desmidiales; Closteriaceae
Source: the annotation of a GenBank genome assembly